This is a messenger RNA of Lotus japonicus, 372 nucleotides long. Its product is annotated as sigma factor binding protein 1, chloroplastic-like. Bases 1 to 372 code for a protein of 123 amino acids. The transcript has a single exon. NCBI's taxonomy places the organism in Eukaryota, Viridiplantae, Streptophyta, Magnoliopsida, Fabales, Fabaceae. The record is from RefSeq and is a predicted model, not a curated record.
AUGAAGAACAAUAGAAGGGUCAAAAAGGAGAUCAAAGUUACUUAUAUUUCAAGCCCUGUGAAGGUGAAGGCUAGUGCUUCUAACUUCAGAGCUCUUGUGCAAGAGCUUACUGGCCAAGACUCCAAUGUUGCGGAAAUUGAUAAGUUCAAUAUGCCCUUGGAAGUGAAUGGUGGUUCUGAUCAUGAGAAAGAGCAAAAGGGUAAUUCAAUUACUCAACAAUGGAUAGUGGAUGCACCUCAGGGCUGUUUGCAUAGUGAGACCGCCACUAAUUUGUUUGAACAUGAGUAUUACAGUGAGUUUCUUUCGAGAUCCUUGGUGGAGCAGUCGAACCAGCACCUUCAAUAUGAUUUGUUAAGCUUUGAUAUGUCAUAG